AAAUAAAGUAACACUUAUACUUUCCAGUGAUACUAUAGCUGAGUACAGCCAUAUAUUCGAUCAACCUCUUGACCAAUUUUGGUUAAUGUGGUGAGACUUUUCCAACAAUGGCGUACUACACCCCGAUCUCCAAUAACACGCAUCCCUUUGGACAAGAGGAGGAAGUGUCCAGGCAGCAGCUCUUUGUUGCCUUCUGUAACCAUCUCCACCUCGGGCAAUGGGAGCUUGUCAGGGCAUGCGCCAGAGGACUACUUGAGUUUGGUAACGUGGGGCAAGGAACCACAGAGCCUGAUGUGAGGAAAGUACUAGAAGCAGUGGUUGAACAUCCAUACGAUUGCAGUUUGGCAUCUGAGAGUCUCCCAUCAGCGUAUCACAUAGCAUGGCUUGCUCAACAAGAACACAGAAACCUUACCACAGACCUAGUGGAGAGACUUCCACACACCCUAAGUGCCUUCAUUGAGUUUAGACUUCUUCUCUACAAUGUAAGAGACUGCACCUCAGCUGCUGUCAUUCAGGAUGUUUAUAAAUUGUAUAUUCAUGUACAAACAAUUCACAAUGCUGACGGGUUAGGUAACCCUCUCCCAAGGAAUCCCCAGGACCUGCUGGUCACAGAGAGACUAAGGACCUUCCUCAAGACAGUCAUCCAGCGUGACGCCCAUCUCGGCAACUCCAUCCUCCAUCAACUCAAGCUGCCUGCCUCCUCAAGGCAUCAUCAGCACAAUCAGAGCCUCCAGCAGGUCUACCUCGACUGUAUCAUGGAAGACGUCUCCAUGCUAAGACAGUUGCGAGGAGACGAUGUGGCCAAAAUCAUCGCCAGAAUCUACAAGGUUCUCUCACUGUUGGACCCCACAGAGAAUAUGAAAGAUCUCCAAGUGGAGCUACUCUUCCUAAAUGUCUUAAAUUUAACACGAGCUCCGUACAACCUCCUCAGAAUCCCGUCCCUCUACUCUUCACUCCUCGGCCGAGACACCCCGUACCUCAUCAAAGAGUUCUGUAGGCUGGAGGGACGAGAGAGAAUAGAGGAGCUGAACGGGGAGCUCAGGAUCUCUAACUCCAAGUUGGAAGUCCUGUCGCAGGAGUUGAGAAUCACCUUGAGGUUGGCUCAGAUGGCGGAUAGAGAGCUUGCCUGGAAGGAGAUGUUCCAUUGUGCACUCUUGCGAGAGAGGCACGUGCUGGCUAACGUAGUGGAUACAAGCUUGUCGUUCAUUCGAGACGGUAUGUACGAUGAGUUGGUAACCCUCCUAUCACCAGAUGAGUUUGCACCACUGAAGCCGCUGGUAUUACUCCUAGGUUGGAACUACGUCUACAGCUGUGACAGUGCCAAUAACCUGUUGGAUGCUCUACAUGAGCCCAGUAAAGCCACCAUUGUGAACGAGCCACUCCUUGACCAAGCUUGCGGCAAACUGACCCACCAGGUGCAGUUGGUGCAAUGGUGUCUGGAGAAAACAAAGCCCUUGCUAGUUGCCAGCGGUGCAGAUCUAGCAUUUGAUCCUAAAGUGAAUGAGAUGUUUCACAGUCUGGAUUCCCGAUCCGUUCUGCACAUGCUGGACCACGCCAUCAACCUCACCCAGCUCGAUACUGCAGAAGUCUUUGACAUCCUGAGCAAGAAACCACAACUUGAAACCAAACCUUCCAAGGAAAGUAAUAAAUCUGGUGGGAAGAGCGUUCAUUUUGAAGAGCCACGAGAGAUGUCCAUCGAACAGGAGAGGGACAUUGCCAUCUACCGUAGCUUCUUGGCCGUUAAGAACUGCAUGACUGCACUCUCAAAUAGCACACAGUGUAAGAAACCAUCGGUAAGCCCUAAGACGAACAAGCAAGGGGUGUCCAGGGAAGGUUUGGCAGCAUCAAAGACUGGUGAUGAAGCACAAGGUAUCGUGGAUGGUACUGCUAGACAGCCUCAACAUGCUGCUACUUCCGCUAGCAAGGACAGUUCAGGUUCGGAUAGUCGGUGUGCGGAUAGCGAACACGUAGACUCAUGGGACAGGAGUGUCGUCCAGCACCUCCAGGAAGCCAGGCACCAGCUCUCUCUCCUGUACCCCUUGACGUACAGAGUGGAGAUCCUUGAGAAUGUCUUCUCUCUGCUCUUUGUACGUAGUGAAGAUGCCUUUGUCGGGAAGGCAGUCAUGUCUGACAGCGGUGGGGAGGAAGGGCUUGUCGACGAGGAGUGGCAGAACAGAAGUGUCAUCAGUAUCGAAAGCAUCACCCCUAAGAAUGAGGAUGCUUCCUUUGAACUAGCAGCACAACCGCGUGUUGUUCAGUCAGCGGGUGACGCUAAGGUUCCAAGACUCAAUCAAGAAGAGACGAUCGUAGAAUCAGCAAGCGCUGGUUUCUUAGAAACAAUGAUGAAUGAAGAAAAGAGAGAUAGGACAAGCUCCGGAUCGAUAGUUGCCAAGAGAUCCAACACCUCAGAGACGCACAGCCAGCACAGCUUUAACAUGGCAGGAGGUGCCAUGAUUGGUUUCGUGGCUGGCGAAGACAUUGUCGAUGCGUUGUUGAGUAUGCUCAAAGAUUGCCUCACCGAUCUCUCUGAGGCUAGGUACUCCCUGGCCGGACCUUCUGCAUCUGUCGGGAUCCUCCAAGAAGCCGGUGGGAGUCUCAUGAAGUAUAUGCACUGCUCUGUAUCGACGUCAUCCAUGGCGCAACGCAUCUCUCAGCUGACGCAGCGAAUCAACGAAGCGUGGUGGCGCUAUCGGCUCGUAUCCCAAGCAACGAACUCUCAGAGCGCAGCGCAACGGUCAUCUGGUGGCAGUAAGAAGCAGGGAGACAGCAGUAGUGAUGAGGGGCUGUACACUUCUGGUUUUCAUAGAGAAAAGGAGGACAGUAAAGAGGAGAAGAAGCAGAGCAAGAAAGUGAAGCAUCGUCACGACAGUCGCAGCCGCAGUGCUUCAGGUCAUAUGAGACGCAGUUCAUCAGGGUUGUAUUACAGAUCACUAUCAGCCAAGUCCAACACUGGCAUGUUGUCAGCAGAGGGCAGUAACAGCAGUGCUAAGCAGCGACGUAAAAGGAGGCAAAGACGUCGGAGGUCAGAUGCCAAACUGUCGUCUAGUGAGCGAGGAGUGGUCGCCCGUAUGCUGUCGUCUCAAGACACACUUCUCAGAAUGUGUUUACAUAGAGGGACCUAUGCACAGGCUCUUCAGGUGGUGAAGAUGUUUGAGCUUGAAGACAAGCCAGAAGUUUCUGAGGUUUACUUUGCCGAACACUGGGAGCACACAGUCAGACGACUGCAAAGCCUCGAUACCAAAGUUUCCAAAAUGACUUCCACUUCAGUAGCAGCAAAGCCCAGACUAUCCUCUUCAUCCUCCAUCGGGAAAAUCGCUGCUUCAGGGACAGCAUCACUGUCUGUUUCGGGUGUUGUGGACGACCUCCUGGCAACGUCGCACCUUCCGUUAUUACCAACGACGCCGCUCGUCAACUCCGAUCCACACGAGAAGCACUCCAGUGUGGCCACGAUGCUGAAGAGCAUCCAGAUGCUGAAUGUUGCGGGGGUUGUGAUCUUCGAUCUAGCAUGCACAGCCUGCAUGUCAUGGAAGGCCAGCACGGACUUACUGGACGUCGCCAAGGGUCGCCUACAGCUCGGACUGCACAGUCUUGGGGAGUAUGACCAAUCGUACAAAGCUCGUUCACCCCCACAGUCGGCCACCAAGUUGGACCCUCUGCAACUCCUGGUGGGCGUCUUGCCCUUUGUGCAUCAGAUCAAUAACUUAAUAGCACCAAUAUCUGCCGACUCGACUGCCCUCAUCCGUCAAGACAUUCUAGAAGAGUUUUAUCAGCGUAGCGCCAGCGAGGCUCUCCUGCAAGCCACAAGGCCAUUAGAUGCUGUCACAUUGCGGGCUCAAAUCAAUACCAUCCUGGAGCACAGGAAGGCAGUGAUGGGGUUCAGUCGGGCUAUCAAGACAGACAGCAAACGCCAGGUGCCGUUUUUUCCCGGAUCGUCCAAUGAGCUGGACGCCAGCUUGAGCUCUGCCAACAAGGGACAAUCCAUGGUGCACCAGGCCAUGAGGUAUCUGUUGCAAACGUUUGAUAAGAGCGGAAACUCAUGUCAAUCUCUGGCAGGUUUGCUGGCCGCUGCAGAUACAGAGCAGAGUAUGGUGUUUAGUAACUACCUGAUGAGUCUGUAUAGCCAUGUCAGUGUGCUGUCGUCGUUACUUGUAGAAGCAAAGGACUGGCAUCCAGGCCAUGAGCAGCCAUUGCAUAGUGGGGGCACGAAGGCUGUCAACCCAUUCUGUGUCCUGGAGGAAAGCCCUACCUACCUUCUCGGCAAACUUAUGUUCCAGAACCAGAUCCCUCCAACAAGGCUUGAAGGUGUUGCCGACCAGCUGAAGCUCAACCUCGUCCAUGUCAUCGUUCGGAGUUGUUGCCCAACCAUCCCAAUGCAGCCCAUCAAGGAGACUAGGCGGCCCAGAUCACACAGCGUCCCUUCCAGACCGUCUGGGCAUGUCAUCCUGAAUGAUCCUGGAGAGGAGACUAGAUGGAUUCAAGAGCCGCGACAUCCUACGGCUGUUGCAGAGGAACUUCUCUCCAGAAUGAUCACGCUGAUGAAAACCCAUGCAACAACCUCCAACUAUAGCAAAGUGUUUGACCUACGGGCCAGCGUGCUAGCCUGCUGCUACCAAGACUUCCUGGCCAUCUCAGAGGCAACCAGGGAGCUGUCCUAUGUUGAUCUGGACCUGCUGGGGACGGCUAAUCAGAAGCUUUGUUUCUUUGUGAAUGUGAUGAACCUCUUGUUGGCCCAUGCCUCCCUCUAUCACAUCUAUCAGCAGCUCAUAUCCAAGGAUGUUAUGCGACAAACUUCUAGUCACAAGAGGCACAGUUCACUGACGGAGAGACUCCAUUUUGAAGAUGAGGUCGCCCUACCAGGCACCAGCAGUAGGCAGAUCAGCGACCGUAUCACGUAUCUAAACAAGAUGGCGUAUUGCAUUGGCCAGCUAGGCACAGUAACUGCCUUUGAGCUUCGUUACACCAUUCUCCGGGCAGGUCUCCAUCCACCAUCUUGUUUCAACAAUCUACUCCAGCACAGAUUACAUGCAUUAAGUCCAAGUGACCCUUGGCAUAAGUAUCUACCACCAGCUGAAACACGUUUGCUUUUCGUCAUCUCAAGUGGAUGCCAAGUAUCACCAAUCCUGGAGGUUAUGAAAUCGGAAGACGUUGAGGGGCAACUGGAAGUUGCAAUGCAGCGAUUCCUGGAGAAUUAUGUCAUAAUAGACGAAGAGAAACUCAAAGUUACAAUACCUAAACAGCUAGACUGGUUCCGUAAGGACUUCACUGGGAAGAGUCUGGGUAUAGACAUUGAGCAGGGUCAUAUCUAUGGUGGACUCCUCAACGUGGUGGCUCCUCAUAUGUCCAAUCACAUGGGAGAGAAACUGGAGAGUUACGUCCUGAGCUGUUCACCUGGGCACAUUCAGCUGGAGGAAAAGACGCCCUUGUCUGGCGGUCCGGCCGACAGACCACUGCUUAACAGAGGCCGCUCCUUCCGAUUCACAGUCAGAAUCGAACCCUAUGAUUUCUCCUAUGGUUACAAGUUUGAUUACCACUCCACGCCUACACUCAGCACCCCUCAGACCCUCAAGCACAAGCGAAGUUCUUCACAGCCGGAGAACCUUCCGAGCGUCGAGCCGCUGAAAAGUCUUCCUCAUCCAACAUUCAGCAUGACUGAGUCUACCAUGGCCUACCUCCACUCCAAGUCUAAACUGGUGGCAUCGCUCGCCGGCCUCAUCAGUGUUGCAGUCGAUGAGAGACCGGAUCGGUUCGCUCUGAAGAAGUCUUUUGAAAGCAGUGGGAGCCUGACCAGUCCCAUGGGGACCCCAAAGAGCCUUGUCUUCGAUGAGGGGGCGUUCGGGGAAGACAGGGAGUACCACGCUACCAAAGCUUCCUCACGAGUAGAGAUGGCUAAAGUCUUGCAGCAUGUGAUGGGAUACUCCACAAUGCAGAGGUAUGUGGAGACCUACCUGAGCAGUGUUGUUGAAACGGCCGAGGCAGUGGAGAGUGAGGCCAAUAGUUACCUACCGGAGAGCCUAAGUGCUGCCAUGACACUGCGUGACGCACACUCCUGCACCCUUGCAAACCAUCACAGUGACCACUAUCAGGCGAUGAUGUCUUACACAUUAAAUUACCUGGUCGCACACUCCAACUGGACAGAAGCCUUGCAGCUUAUUGAGGCUCUGCCCAAGACAGACUCAACCUCUGAUUGGCUGCCUGAUCUGCCAAUCAUUCGAGACUUCAUACUCUGCUGUGCAGCCCAGGCAGACCUUCCUCAGAAAAGCGUGGAUAUUUUGAUUUCGGAAUCCUGGAGGUCCCUCCUCUGCCUUCAAGACAAGGACUUGUGUUCUCGCGUGACCCUUGGUCUGUUACCCCGUCUACCAGUUUCGGUGUGUCUGCAAUUACUGAAUCACUGUGUUGCACAUCCGGCUUCAGGAGCCAGCCUAAGAAAAGCUGUUUGUGACAAGUUGGAGCAAAUGAAGACAUAUAAUAAGAUCACAGAAUAUGCCCAGGUCAAAACCUCGCCGCUGAUUUCUGAAGAUGAGACCGACCCUAUGGCGUUACCGAGUCCCUAUACCCAAUGGCAGAGGGUGGCAACAGACAGUGCAGAGGACCCAAGUGAGGUUCUUGAUGUCAUGUUGAGUGCUGGGGACUUUGAUCUGGCAAAGCGAUGGGCUGUCCUUCACGGCGUGUACCACGCCCUGAAAGAGGCAAUUCAUGAGAAACAUCUGCAGCAUUUAUUGAGAGACGGCAGCAACACUCUUAUUGCAUAUCAGAUUCUAGAGCAUAUCCCCGAUAAGCUGAUGUGUCUCCAAAUCUGCCAGAGUUUACUGGCCGAGGAGGGUCCAGAGGAUCGGAUUAGUCUGGCCAGCACGGUGUUCUUGAUUCAGUUCAUGAUGGAUCAUUUCCUCGACAAGAUAAGCAUGGAGGAGAUGGAGGAGCUACAGGCUUUGAGUCUAGGAGUCAAGGCUUUGCUGUGUUUACCAGAGCCAGAGAGAUCUGAAUGCGAGGAUCUUGUUUCCAAACCGAUGCUUAUACUGGAACAACUACUCAUGAAUACCAAGAUAGAGCAUGCAUCAGCCGUCCUGGACUGUUUGAGACGCGAACUUCAAACCAACAACUUCAGAGGCAGUGAAUUAUCACUACAAUCAUGCGAUGCAUUAGUGGCUAAGUACGCCAAGAAAGCUAUAAAGCUAGUCGUUGCUGUACAGAGCCCACCACAAGAUCUAGAUUGUACGAUACGGCCCGCAUCGAGCCUGAGUGUUACAUCCCCAACUGGGCACAGAAGAAGCCGUGGUAGACUUAGUGUAUCAUCUAUGUUAUCUACAGUGAGCUCUCCAACGUCACCAUCAUCGUCACAAGCUAUACCUGUACCUAGUGAAAGAGGACCCAGCCCCACCCCAUCAGUUCAAAGUGUAUCUCGUGGUCUCUCCCCACGUGGCCAGUCUCCACGUGUUACAUCAUCGUCACGCAGGUCCUCAUUAUCCACUGUGUCGGACGCUGUCUCUAUAACAGGAAGUAUAGCGCCCUCAACCAUCGCUCCCAUCCAAGAAGGGCUACCCACCUCGCCACCGAAAAGAGACAGUUGGGUACCAGACACUAAGGUGACACACUGUAUGGUAUGCAAGGAUGAGAGAUUCAGCAUGUUCAACAGACGUCACCAUUGUCGUCGUUGUGGUCGUGUUGUCUGCUGGCGAUGCUCUCAGCUGAAGGCAGUGGUGGAGGGUUACGGUGACACUCCAGUUAGAGUCUGCGAUCAGUGCUAUCAAGCAUUCAUCAUGCCAAGACCACAGCACGGGAGUUCAUCAUCUCAGAUUCUUGAACAACGCCUCAAAGUCAGGCAACCAGGGAGUCGUAGACAGUCGCCCAGCUGCAGCAGAGGAACAUCGCCCAGUUUCCGAGUCUCCCCUAGCUCAUGGCAACAGCGCACCCCCGUACCUGGAUCCAGUUUAACCAGUGGACACUCUGGAGGAUCGGAAACACUUUAUAUGGAAAUCAUGGAGUGGAAGUUAACAUUGGAUAACGCCAUGAACACGUUCAUCAGAGAAGACUUCUAUUAUGAACAGGCACCAAGUACUUCGGUCUGUCUGUCCAUUCUAGAUCUCCACAGUGAUCCUAGAACCUGCGGUGCCCUCAUACUACAGAUGUGUCGAGACUUGUCCGAGUAUCUGAGGCCGAUCCGACCUGGAGUGCCCAACCCUGAAGUGGACUAUAACCUGAUUAUAAGUAUGAUGAAGACGCUCCUGUUCAACGCUAAACUGAAGUUCAUGACGGAUGGAGACAGCAGUAGCAUUGAACUAUGUGACAGUUACCAAAGCUUCAUUGAUCUACUUAGUCUCUUUGUCAGCAGUAAUAGUGCUGAUAUACCUAGUAUUCAGCAACUGUCCAAUACGGACUUGGCAAGACAAGUGCGAGACCGUUUAGUUCUUGCCGAGCGGCUUUCACUGGCGAGCGAAGUAUCCACCAAGUGUAUGCUGGAUACAUCUGCUGUGUGGUCGGCAUGGGGUAUGAGCUGCCUCAGGGCAGGGGACUACCAGGGAGCCAGGGAAAAAUUUGUCCGGAUUCUCAAGGCACCAAGUGAGAAGAAUUCCAUGUCUCCUGCUUCCAAACUGGUCACUGAUAUCAUUCAACAUCUGGAGACGUCGGCAUCUCAAGCUGAUACUGUUCAAGCGAUCUUGAAUGCCUCAGCAUCUUCGAUCAGAGAUUUCAUCGCAGAACCUCAAAAUGCGUCCUUCUCCUCCAGUGCAGCGUUAGACAACCCAGCACUGCAGGAAUGCCAUCAUUACAUUAACACAUACUGCCCCCAUAUCACUAUGGUUAAUUUUUACCGUAGACACAACAGACUACCUCUUGCUGUAUCCUACAUUCUUAGUCAGCAUUGUUCGAGUGAUGUAUUCCUAGAAGGUUUACUGGUACCCUGUAUAAAGCAUGGUAACCUGCAUGACCUUCAGAGUCAGAUGUUACGUCAAGACCCAACACUGAAUGCAUGGAACCAGUACUUGACGGCCUCCUGCCGAUACCUUAACACACACAGCUUGGCCCAUGUGCUCUACGACGUGCAGCUCUUUAUGAAGGAUUUUGUCCGAGCCUCCAUGACGUGCAUCAAAUUCUACCAGUCCGGAGCUCGAUCCUACUCAGACCUGUUUGACCGUCUCCAGUACCUGACUAAAGCCAAGAUUCACAUGAAAGCUGUAUUCGAAGAGAAGGAAUGGGAAAGUGUUCCCAGACCUCCGAUGGCGACCCCGUCUCCUAAAGCUAGCGCUCCAUCAUGGGGACCAGCCAGUGAUGUUAACAUCAGAUUGAUGAUGUCUGUGUCACAACUUACCAAUCACAUGAACACCAUCACGUUACAGAUCAAGGUGACCAAGUUUCUCCAUGGGAUGCUUUCAUCUGGCAAGACGUCUCUGUCAGGAUCAGCUGCAUUGACAUCACAGGGAGCAUCAGACUCCAUUCCACAGCUUCCGACACUCUUUGGCAACAGUAAGGUCAAGGCUGAAGUUGCUUACAGGGUUGUCUUGGCUGGUUCUUCUGUAAAUGACGGCUUCCAGCUCGCAUUCCAGAUAAUACAGGAUUUCCGUCUCCCAGACACGCUGAUAUACAGCAAAAUCGGCCGCAACCUCGCCACUCAACACAAGUACAAAGACAUCCAGCAGCUGCUUACCAGCGUGCGGGGUACCGGUCUGUCCAAUGACCAAUGCUGUGAUGAGAUUCUAGAUGCUUGCGUCAGAGUACUGGCCAAUGAUGGUGGCCAGGCCAAGGAGGUCGAGGGACUGAUCAAACUGAUUAAGAGCGACACCAAUAAGAUUAAUGCUUUGAUGCUCUGCGGUAAACUAAAGUCGGCUUACCUCAUAGCUGUGAAGGCAGAACGGGUGGAAGACGUUGAACGUAUCCUCCAUGUUGCACAACGUGCAGGCCCUUCUCAGGCACAGAUGAGAACCAUCUGUGAGACCUGGCUAGCUUCCCAACAAGAGAAACGAAAGAGAGAGAUGAAGACUAAGGAGCUUCUCAUGAGGAGCAAGCAAGAGAGAAGGUAGUGAUACUAGGAGAUGAGAACCAUCUGUGAGAUGUGAUUGACUUCUCAUCAAGAAAAAAUGAAAGAGAGGGAUAAAGACGAAUGAGCUUCUUAUGAGGAGCAAGCGAACGAAAAUUUAGUGAUGCUAGAUGGUGAGACCUGGUAGCUGUUCAACUUGUGUGGAGCGAGCAAGAGAGAAGGUAGUGGCGUUAGAGGAAAACAGCCAUCUGUGAGACGUGUCUGGCUUCUCAUCAAGAGAAAUAAAAGAGAGAGAUGAAGACUAAGAAGCUUCUCAUAAUGAGAGCAAGCAAGAGAGAAGAUAGUGGAAGUACAAGAAUCGAAACACUGGUAAGACCUGGCUAGCUUCUCUCUAGAUUUGAUGGAGAGAUGAUGCGGUGCUUAUAUCUUUUAUAUGUAAUAUACAUCUUCUUUAAGGUCCUUAAAGUUGCAGCUAAAUUAAGAACUCUGGGAUUACAAUUGUCAUCUUGACCUUUAGGUUAAUACAGUAAAAGUUAAAGGAAAACUUUUACGCCAGAAAUAAUUCAUUCUAGUAGAGGUCUUGCCCUAGAUGAAGGACCAAGAUAAGUUUAUGAAAUGGCAAUAUUAAAGCAAUGUGGGAGUUGGAUUUGAAAGAUGUUUGGUACAGCAGGUCGAGGCUGUAGACUCCUCAGGGAGCUGAGAAGAUAACAGGAAUGUUAUUUGCCCAAUGACCAGGGCAAUAAUACAAAGCACAUUGAGACAUUUUGGUGAACAUUUGCUAUACAAGAAGUAGUUAUUAUAACGUCAUAAUUCAAAUUCAAAUUCACUUUAUUAUCCACGAUUGGAAAUUCAUUGCUGCCUUUUAUACAUCAGAUUUACAAAAUUUACAUUAAAAUAUUUUUUACAAUAAAACAGUACAAAAAACACUUAAAGCCACAUUGUAUAACAUGUACAAUACAAUGGUUUUUAACAUUUGAUGGAAAAUUACUAAUAUCGACUACGAAGGAAACAUCUUUUAUACAUUCAUGUAAAUUUUAACAUUCCAACAGCUCUCACUGCCAACAUAAAUUUAUAACUAGUUAAAGAAAAGAAGUCUUGGUCCUUUUUGCAUAGUGGUUACCUCAAUCCUCUCCUCAACUCACUCCUAUGUCACUCCAUACCAAAUUGUUCAGACUUGGAUAAGAUUUGGGUGCCUGACUAUUCUUAUUUGAGCCUGCAGCCGUCAGCCCUUCUGAAUCCUUCAGUUUUGAUUUUUCAAAAGGAUACAUGUACAGGGUUUAGGAGGGCGAGGCAUUUGAAAGAUCUAGAAAGGUUGAUCCAAAGGGAUUGAUUUGGUUUCUUAAAAAGAAAUUUGCCAAAGAACAUGAAUAAAUUUAGUCUUUUUCCCCUUUUUUUUUUGUAUUAAGUGCAAUAAUUCUGGGCAUUUUUUGUAAACAGAAAAAACAAAAAAAUAUUUUUAAUAAUUAAAAUAUCUGAUUAGUUAAUUGGAGAAUGCUAUUA
Messenger RNA from Asterias rubens (European starfish), 11467 nucleotides. Its product is annotated as zinc finger FYVE domain-containing protein 26-like. Lineage: Eukaryota; Metazoa; Echinodermata; Asteroidea; Forcipulatida; Asteriidae. Gene Ontology annotation, biological process: mitotic cytokinesis; double-strand break repair via homologous recombination; regulation of cytokinesis. Gene Ontology annotation, cellular component: midbody; lysosomal membrane; centrosome. The coding region runs from base 108 to 10010 and encodes 3300 amino acids. Gene Ontology annotation, molecular function: phosphatidylinositol-3-phosphate binding; metal ion binding. The record is from RefSeq and is a predicted model, not a curated record. The transcript is spliced from 43 exons.